Molecule: messenger RNA, 6889 nt
Organism: Gopherus evgoodei (Goodes thornscrub tortoise)
Lineage: Eukaryota; Metazoa; Chordata; Testudines; Testudinidae
Gene: RAPGEF2
Product: Rap guanine nucleotide exchange factor 2
Biological process (GO): positive regulation of ERK1 and ERK2 cascade; small GTPase-mediated signal transduction
Molecular function (GO): protein binding; guanyl-nucleotide exchange factor activity
Source: RefSeq, a predicted model, not a curated record
CGGGGCCGGGGCGCUGCAGCCCGGGGCGGAGAAGGGGCGAGAUGGCGUCGUACGUGGAUAACAGCUUCCGCCAGGCGGUGAUGAAGAACCCGGCGGAGAGGAGCCCCCAGGAUUUGGAGAUAGUGUAUUCCUAUUUACAUGGAAUGGAAGCCUUGUCUAAUCUGAGGGAACACCAGCUCAGGCUGAUGUGUGAAACUGUGAGAUAUGAAAGGCAUGAAGCAAACGAAGUUCUGUACUACCCUGAUGAUAUUGGCUCCUGUUGGUAUAUCCUGCUGUCUGGUUCAGUAUUCAUCAAAGAGUCUAUGUUUCUUCCAAGGAGCAGUUUUGGCAAGCGUUCUGCAGGAAGCUUCAGGCGUGGCUGUGAAUGCAUUGUUUUAGAGCCAUCUGAAAUGAUUGUGGUGGACUAUAUGGAUGAAAAUGAAGAAUAUUUCCAGCGUCAAGCUUCCCAUAGACAAUCCCGAAGGAGAUUUAGGAAAAUCAAUCAAAAAGGAGAAAGACAAACCAUUAUUGAUACUGUGGAUCCUUAUCCUGUGGGGAAGCCACCUUUACCUAGAGGUUAUCAUACGGAAUGCACUAAACCUCAGCUUCCUGCAGAUUUCACAAAACUGCAUCUUACUGACAGUCUCCACCCACAGGUGACCCACGUUACCUCUAGUCACUCAGGAUGUAGCAUCACUAGUGAUUCUGGAAGCAGCAGUCUUUCUGAUAUUUACCAGGCCACGGAAAGUGAGGCUGGUGAUAUGGAUCUGAGUGGGUUACCGGAGACUGCAGUGGAUUCUGAGGAUGAUGAUGAUGAUGAAGACAUUGAGAGGGCAUCAGACCCUCUGAUGAGCAGGGAUAUUGUUAGAGACUGCCUGGAGAAAGACCCAAUAGACAGGACAGAUGAUGACAUUGAACAACUGUUGGAAUUCAUGCAUCAGUUGCCUGCUUUUGCCAACAUGACAAUGUCAGUGAGGAGAGAACUUUGUGCUGUGAUGGUAUUUGCGGUUGUGGAGAGGGCAGGAACCAUAGUACUAAAUGAUGGGGAAGAGCUGGACUCCUGGUCAGUUAUAUUGAAUGGUUCUGUGGAAGUGACAUACCCUGAUGGAAGAACAGAGAUACUGUGCAUGGGAAACAGUUUUGGUGUUUCCCCUACCAUGGACAAGGAAUACAUGAAAGGAGUGAUGAGAACCAAAGUGGAUGACUGCCAGUUUGUCUGCAUAGCCCAACAGGAUUACUGCCGCAUCCUCAAUCAAGUGGAAAAAAACAUGCAGAAGGUAGAAGAGGAGGGGGAGAUUGUUAUGGUGAAGGAGCACAGGGAGCUUGAUCGCACUGGAACAAGAAAGGGUCACAUUGUCAUCAAGGGAACAUCAGAAAGGUUAACAAUGCAUUUGGUGGAAGAGCACUCAGUGGUGGAUCCAACGUUUAUUGAAGAUUUCCUUUUGACCUACAGGACCUUUCUUUCCAGCCCAAUGGAAGUGGGCAAGAAAUUGUUGGAGUGGUUCAAUGACCCUAGCCUCAGGGAUAAGGUUACACGGGUAGUAUUAUUGUGGGUGAACAAUCACUUCAAUGAUUUUGAAGGAGAUCCUGCUAUGACUCGAUUUCUAGAGGAAUUUGAAAACAAUUUGGAAAGAGAGAAAAUGGGUGGACAUUUGAGGCUAUUAAAUAUUGCAUGUGCUGCUAAAGCUAAACGAAGAUUGAUAACAUUAACAAAGCCAUCUCGAGAAGCCCCUUUGCCUUUUAUCUUGCUGGGAGGGUCAGAAAAGGGAUUUGGAAUCUUUGUUGACAGUGUGGAUUUAGGUAGCAAAGCCACAGAAGCAGGCUUGAAACGUGGUGACCAGAUACUGGAGGUGAAUGGGCAAAACUUUGAAAACAUUCAGCUGUCAAAAGCCAUGGAAAUUCUUAGAAAUAAUACUCAUUUAUCUAUCACUGUGAAAACCAACUUAUUUGUUUUUAAAGAACUUCUAACAAGAUUGUCAGAAGAAAAAAGAAAUGGUGCUCCCCACCUACCUAAAAUUGGUGAUAUUAAAAAGGCUAGUCGUUACUCCAUCCCAGACCUUGCUGUUGAUGUGGAGCAGGUGAUAGGACUAGAAAAAGUAAAUAAGAAAAGUAAAGCCAACACUGUUGGAGGGAGAAACAAACUAAAGAAGAUACUUGACAAAACUCGAAUCAGUAUCCUGCCUCAGAAACCAUACAAUGACAUUGGAAUUGGCCAGUCGCAGGAUGACAGCAUUGUAGGAUUGAGGCAAACCAAACACAUUCCUCCUGCUUUACCUGUCAGUGGAACCCUGUCAUCCAGUAAUCCAGAUUUAUUGCAGUCACAUCACCGCAUCUUAGAUUUCAAUAGUACUCCAGACUUACCAGACCAAGUUCUGAGGGUUUUCAAGGCAGACCAGCAGAGUCGUUAUAUUAUGAUUAGUAAGGACACAACAGCAAAGGAAGUGGUCAUUCAGGCAAUUAGAGAGUUUGCUGUAACUGCUACUCCCGAUGCGUAUUCUUUGUGUGAAGUCUCUGUCACUCCAGAGGGUGUAAUCAAGCAAAGGAGGCUUCCAGAUCAGCUAUCCAAGCUUGCUGAUAGGAUACAGCUAAGUGGCAGGUAUUAUCUGAAAAACAACAUGGAGACAGAAACAUUGUGUUCAGAUGAAGAUGCUCAGGAGUUACUGCGGGAAAGUCAAAUUUCCUUACUGCAGCUCAGUACUGUUGAGAUGGCUGCUCAGCUCUCCAUGCGAAACUUUGAGCUGUUUCGUAACAUUGAACCCACAGAGUACAUAGAUGACCUGUUUAAACUCAAAUCUAAAACCAGUUGUGCUAACUUGAAAAAGUUUGAAGAAGUGAUAAACCAAGAAACAUUUUGGGUAGCAUCUGAGAUUCUAAGAGAAACCAAUCAGCUAAAAAGAAUGAAGAUCAUUAAACACUUCAUUAAGAUAGCACUGCACUGCAGGGAAUGCAAGAACUUCAACUCCAUGUUUGCAAUUAUCAGUGGCCUGAAUUUGGCACCGGUUGCAAGGCUCCGCACUACUUGGGAAAAACUUCCAAGCAAAUAUGAGAAGCUGUUUCAAGAUCUUCAAGACUUGUUUGAUCCGUCUAGGAACAUGGCAAAAUAUCGUAAUGUCCUGAACAGCCAGAACCUACAGCCUCCCAUUAUUCCUCUCUUCCCUGUUAUCAAAAAGGACCUUACAUUCCUUCAUGAAGGAAAUGACUCAAAAGUGGAAGGCUUGGUCAAUUUUGAGAAGCUGAGAAUGAUUGCAAAAGAAAUUCGUCAUGUUGGUCGAAUGGCUUCUGUUAAUAUGGAUCCUGCUGUAAUGUUCAGAACUAGGAAGAAGAAAUGGAGGAGUUUGGGGUCUCUCAGCCAGAGCAGUACAAAUGCAGCAGUGCUAGAUGUUGCACAAACAGGGGGACACAAAAAGCGGGUACGUCGCAGCUCCUUUCUCAAUGCCAAAAAACUGUAUGAAGAUGCUCAAAUGGCACGAAAAGUGAAGCAGUACCUCUCUAACUUGGACCUGGAAAUGGAUGAAGAGAGCCUCCAAACACUGUCUCUGCAGUGUGAGCCAGCUACCAACACAUUACCGAAGAAUCCAGGGGACAAACGGUCUGGGAAACAGGAAAUGUCACCAGUGGCACCUAGGGCAGGAAUUCAGCAGAAGGUGCAGCAACAGCAUAAAAUAAACCAAGCAUUGCAGGUCCCUGCUGUGUCCCUCUAUCCCUCUCGCAAGAAAGUACCAGUGAAAGACCUCCCACCGUUUGGCAUUAACUCCCCACAAGCUUUAAAAAAAAUUCUUUCAUUGUCUGAAGAAGGAAGUUUGGACCGUCACAAGAAACAAGCUGAAGACACAAUAUCAAAUGCAUCUUCACAGUUGUCUUCUCCUCCCACAUCACCACACACCUCUCCAAGGAAAGGUUAUACUUUGGCUCCCAGUGGCACCGUGGAUAACUUUUCAGAUUCUGGUCACAGCGAAAUUCUUCCAGAUCUAGUAUGUCAGCAAUUCUUCAUUUGACUCCUGCCAGUGUCACUGCAUGAUGAGAGGAGACAGAGGCAUUCUGUCAGCAUUGUGGAGACUAAUCUUGGUGUGGGGAGAAUUGAGAGAGCCAUGAUUGAACCAGAUCAAUACAGCUUAGGUUCAUAUGCACCACUGUCAGAGAACAGAGGCCUGUAUGCUGGAGCAACUGUGCUUUCUUCUCCCAGUACAGAAGAGCUCUCACAGGCAGGGGAUCGCACUUCACUUGAUGCCGCAGACAGGUGGCCGUGGCAGCUGACUUCUUGCUCAAGCGUUUCUCAUGACAACAUACGCAUACAACACCAGAGAAGCUGGGAGACUCUUCCUUUUGGACAUGUUCAUUUCGAUGUUUCAGGCGAUGGGGCAGGAUUAUGGGCCUCAGGCAGUCAUAUGGACCAGAUGAUGUUCCCCGAUCAUGGCACAAAAUAUGGCAGGCAGAGUCAAGGUAGGGAGGGCCUUGAUCAAGCACAGUCCAGAGCAAGCUGGGCAUCCUCAACAGGCUACUGGGGAGAGGACUCAGAAGGUGAUACAGGUACCAUAAAGCGGCGGGGUGGGAAGGAUGUUUCAAUUGAAGCUGAAACCAGUAGCAUAACAUCUGUAACAGCAGAGGAGUCAAAGCCAGCUCCCAUGUCCUCUCAUAUAACUGUAUCAUCAAGUAGUGCAAAGGGGCUUAUUGCACGAAAAGAAGGUCGAUAUCGAGAACCACCUCCAACUCCCCCUGGUUAUGUAGGAAUACCUAUUGCAGACUUUGCGGAAGGAGUUUCCCAUCCAACUAGAAAACCUCCGGAUUACAACGUAGCACUUCAGAGGUCUAGGAUGGUAGCACGGACAUGUGAGACCCAUGGGACUUCAACUUUGCAGCAGCAAUCACAAGGUCACUCAGCUAGCAGGCCUGUGAACAAACCUCAGUGGCACAAACCAAAUGAGUCAGAUCCACGUCUUGCUCACUAUCAGUCUCAAGGGUUUUCCACAGAGGAGGAUGAAGAUGAACAAGUCUCUGCCGUCUAAGAAUUGGGGCUUUUCUGGAUCCAGAGUGAGCCACCUUAAAGGAGAGCACAAGAAGACGUCCCUAGUAUAGGAGCCUUGGAACUAUAAUUAAAGGAUGGUAGACCUAUUUGCCUCCUUCCCUGCCUUAAAGCAGCAUGGGGCUUCUUCUCCCCCAUUCCUCCCCCCUUUCCCCUUGCAUGUGAAAUACUGUGAAGAAAUCGCCCUGGCACUUUUCAAACUGUGUUGCUUGAAAUGCACAGUGCAGCAAUCUCCAAGCUACCACUGUCGCUGUCUGCCACAUCACACAGUAUCAUUCCAAAUUCCAAGAUCAUCACAUCCUUAACUCUGGCUGCAUUUCCCAAUGCCUGGAAGGGUUUUGAAAUCUUCUUUUUAGAUUUUAAUCAUAAUCCUAGCACUUUAUCUCAUUGGGAUAAUGAGAUAUGCUAGUUUUCAAAUGACAUUGAGCCUUUAACGUACAAAGAGAAAAACACAUUGAAAUCCUUCAAGUAUACAGUGCUUGUUUGCUUGUUUACAAUGCCUUUGUUACAGUGCUGUAUGUUGUUGUGUUCAGAAAGCAAAUGUUACACCUGCAUAAUAAUUACAGUAUUAUUUCAGACUUUUUAGUAGGGUUGCCAGCUUGGGCUUCUAAAAACAAAACUGAUAUGGCUGAGCAGGGCCAAAUGGAAGGCAGGAAGGGUUUUAGGAUACAGCCUUUCAUUGACCACCUUGCUCCACUCUUAAAGUGCCCCACCCUGGAGUUUUAGAAAGUUUGUAAAUCAUAGGAUAGUAUUUUGAAAUGGGUCUAGCACCAAUGCAGUGCUAAAUGCUUGCAUCUAAUGGGGGAAAACAGGACAACUUGUAUAGUUUGUACCAUACAAUUUGUAUACCUGUGCCUUGUGAAAUACAGGAUGGCAUAGUUUUUUUGUUUGUUUGUUUUGUUUUUAAGUCCUAUUCAAAUGAGACAGAUGGUAAACCCCACCUUUAAAUUAUUUUUUUGUCUUACUAAAGUUAGAAAGUUAGUUACUUUAAGAGAAAAAUGAACUGGAUAACAUUGCAGUGAAGGCAAUUUGGGAUGUCACAGCUAAUGUCAGCUGUUAUUUCUGUUCUAAUAAUCUCUCUCUAUUGACUUGGCAUUAGGGAAUAAACAAGCCUUUAAAUUAUGAAAAAACACAUUUAGACACGCGAGCCUUUGCAGUGCAGAAAUAGUCACAACUGUUAAUGGCUUUAUGGAACACUGCAUGUGUAGAAAAGGCCAAUGUGUAGCAACCACCUGCUCACAGCUGCUAUUAACCCUAUAAUGACUGAAAUGAUCCUUCCCCUCUAUUUUUGUGUUGUUUUUGCACAGACUCCGGAAAAGUGAAGGCUGCCAAUCCAAGUAGUACUCAAAUGUGAGGAACUGCUGGUCUUGGUUUUUUGUUUUUUUUUCAUUGAACUCAGCUGAUCAUAUUGAUCAGUAGAUAAACGUAAAUAGCUUCAACUUUGAAAAUCAAACUGCAGUGUUUUUUCACUGUAUCAAACAAUGUCAGUGCUUUAUUUAAUUAUGCUCUCUCCUGUAAUCAUGGCUUUUGUCUAUUUGCUUAUAUAUCACAUUGUCGAUUAUGAAUUUGUAAUUUUACAUGUAAUAUGCAUUAUUUGCCAGUUUUAUUAUAUAGGCUAUUGACCUCAUGUGCAUAUAGAAAGACAGAAACCUAGCUCUAUCACAAGUUGCACAAAUAUUAUAUAAGCAUUAAGUAACUGUAGACCAUAGGACUGCUAAUCUCAGUUCACUCUGUGAUGUCAAGUGCAGAAUGUACAAUUAACUGGUGAUUUCCUCAUACUUUUGAUACUACUUGUACCUGUAUGUCUUUUAGAAAGACAUUGGUGGAGUCUGUAUCCCUUUUGUAUUUUUAAUACAAUAAUUGUACAUAUUGGUUAUAUUUUUGUUGAAA